GAUGGGAAGGAGCAGCAUCGGCGCCGCAGGAGAGAGAUAGAGAGGAGAGGCAGACUGUGGAGGAGAAGACGCAAAACCUCAUCUCUGCCUGGAGAUGAAAGAUACUUUUAUCUCACACUGAAGAAUCGGAUUUCACUUGGUGCAGCCAUGUAUUUCGGUAACGUGUGUCCCAGCGUUCUGCCGCCGCUGGCUCGUCCCACGCCGAGCAGGACCCAAACCUCCCCAGAUGUGAAGACCCCCGUCCCCUUCCACCUGCUGCCUCGAUUCACAGACAUGGAUCAUGUCCAUAAAGCUCUGAUUGGCCCAGGUUUCGGGCUAACCUCUCCGCUGAAGAGGAAGGCCAGCUCCUGUGGAGUCUGUCGACUGAGGUUCAACUCUGAGGUGCAGGCUUCUUCCCAUUAUAGUGGCACCAAACAUGCAAAAAGGCUGAAAGCUCUGGACGCCCCAGAUUCAAAGAUCAGGACCUCUGAACCAGUCACCAAGGAAACCACAUUGCAAAUCCUCUCGUCACCCUGCUCACAGCCUUCCAGCUCUGACACAACAUCAGGAGAACCCUCAGGCCCAAACCUUAUCUCAGAGGAGGCCCCGUCAACCGGCAGCCCUUCUGAAACCAUGAAAACGUCCCACGACCCCUCCCUGUCACCCUGCCCAAAGACACCAGAGAAAGAGACACAAAGAGAUGGAGAGGCAGAGGCGGCUCCAGAGGGGGAAACAGAAGAAGAGAAAGCCAUACGUCUUCUCUACUGCUCCCUCUGCAAGGUGGCGGUCAACUCUGCCUCCCAGCUGCAGGCCCACAACGGCGGCACUAAGCACAAAACAAUGUUGGAGGCAAGGAGUGGUGACGGAGCCAUCAAAUCUUUCCCAAGGACGGGGGUCAAGGCCAAGUUGGCCGCGCCAUCUGAGUUGUCAACUGGCCUCCAGAACAAAACUUUCCAUUGUGAGAUCUGCGAUGUGCAUGUCAACUCCGAGACUCAGCUCAAACAGCACAUCAGCAGUAGGAGACACAAGGACAGAGCUGCAGGUAAACCAGCCAAGCCUAAGUUCAGCCCCUACACUCCCAGCCAGCGUCACCAGAGUUUCCAGGGAAUUCGCCUGGCUCUACAGAAAAACCAAGACUUGCCCAAACCUCUGGCCUCUUGUCUCCUGCAGCGUCAACUCUCUGUCGCUGCUGCUGCUGCCAUGGCAUCGCUGCCCUCCUUCCCUCUCCGCCCUGCCUCGAACUCGAGCCCCGCACUGUUUCAGAGUCAGCCCCUCCCCCAGGCACUGCUGCAUCCAGCCCCUGGACCCAUCUGUUCGGCACACACGCAGGUUCUGUUUUCCCCUUACUGACCCCGUUGAUGUCUCAAUCAGCUCUGUGCAGAAGCUAAAAGCAGACCUGAACAAGAUGUGAUGUAAGACUGCGCUUACUGUACUGCACGCAACAGCAGAUACUGUGGAUGUCAUGGACUGGAGAUUAACCCGGGAUGGAGGAAAUACAAAGCAGCAAAUGAGCAAAGUAUUUUCUGAUGUGACCGUGUGUGCGUGUGGAUGUGUGUGAGUGCAUGCGCAGUUAUAGCCAUCACAGAAGUACAGCUUUUUACAACUUGUUUGCUGCUCUACUGCUUCAUUCAUCUAGUUUUAUAGAUACUGAUGAUCUGUACGACAAUCAGGAAAUUCCCGUAAUCCCUUAAUUCAGUAUAAGGAAGAUGCAUGAUGGUGAACUUCCAUGAUGACUAUAGCUGUGUGUGUUUGUGUGUGCAGAUAUGCAUAUAAGUAUGAAUUAGAGCAUGCACGACUGAAAAUGUUUAUUAUUUUCCAAUAAAUAAUAGCUGUGGAUACUCAUA
Scatophagus argus is the source of this 1823-nucleotide messenger RNA. Its product is annotated as zinc finger protein 385D-like. Gene Ontology annotation, molecular function: nucleic acid binding; zinc ion binding. Gene Ontology annotation, cellular component: nucleus. The record is from RefSeq and is a predicted model, not a curated record. The transcript is spliced from 8 exons. Bases 148 to 1329 code for a protein of 393 amino acids. NCBI's taxonomy places the organism in Eukaryota, Metazoa, Chordata, Actinopteri, Scatophagidae.